CAUGAGUAUGACAUUGUGAUAAAACCAAGGAAAAUCACCGAAUGCGAUAUAUUUGAACUAACCAUUGUCUCGUUGCACAGAAAGUGAUGGCGGGACACUCGACGUUGUGGAUAGAUGAUCCUCACCUGUCCUAUCUAAUUGCGGACAGUUUAGUAAAUGCAGUAGGGGAUCCAGAUUUGCAAAGAAUAAGACGACACAUUAUGGACAUUUUGGAUCAAUUGGAUUGCCAUAAUGACCAGAUGGAAAUAAUUAGAGCUGGUGGAUGUGCUGAGGGAUUCCGCAUGAGGGGAACAGAUGUAGAUCAAAUGCAUGUUGAUAAACGGACCAAAGUAGUUGCAGAAGUUCCCAGAAACCUUGGAACUGACAUGGCCGUCGUCAGAUUGUUGAAGACUUCUGAUGUACCACCUGGGUAUGUAAAACUUGCUGUACAAACCCCUCAUACGCCAGUUGCGCACAUAAAAGAAUCAACACAUCGAGUGAAUGGAGAUUACUAUUUGUCGAGCGAAGAGUUUGUAAGAUGGUUCCAUAAAUUAAACCCCAAUGGAGUUCCUCAUGGACCGUGUGUGAUGGAAAGACAUGAACAAGGACCAGAUCAUGAUAGGGCAUUUUGUCUGGAAUUCAAAGAAUGGCCUGUGUAUGCAAACGAAUGGGUUGAACGAAGAAGGUCAUACGGAUGGCCAUCACGGGGACUCAUUGAAAAAAUCAAAUCACAAGGAUGUCAUUUAAUGGCCAUUGGAUCCAAGAAGCUAACAGGAAAUUUAAUUUCAAACAAUUUAGAAAAUAAUAAAUGGAUUCAGGAUCCUUUUCAGUGGAGACUGUCUUUUUCUCUUGCAGAGAAACAAUUGAUUUACUCUUUCAAUAACACACAGUUUUUGACAUAUGGAAUUUUCAAGCUUUUAAAUCAAGAAGUAUUUUCACAAGAUUCAAUUGUCUCAGACUGUAUCUGUUCUUACUUUCUAAAAUCAGCUUUGUUUUGGACAAUUGAAGAAACUCCAUCUGAUUACUGGAAGCCAGAGCGUUUGGUUUUUUGUGUCGACAUUUGCUUUCAAAGGCUACUUGAAUGGACAAGAAACGGGAUUUGCCCGAAUUUUUUUAUUAGAGAAAACAACAUGUUCAUGGGUAAAGUAGAAGAAUGGCAAUUGGAGUACACAUCCUUGAAACUUUUUGAAUUAUACAGUGAAGGAUGGAGAUGCUUAUUGCGUUGUCAUUCCUUAAUUCAUUUAAAAAAAGCCUUAGAAGAUGCCAGAAAUAAGAUAAGACCUAAUUCAUUUCCUACCUCAAACCCAGAGGAGGACUUCAAAUGUUUGCGUUCCUCUGUAAGGGACAGAACACAAGUAGAAGGAAAUGUGGACGCAGUGCUAUUUAGCGAAAUACUUUCAAGACGACCAAAAAGUCCAUCAUUAGACCUUCUGGAGUUAGAACUGAGGAAUUCACUGAAACUGGAGGUUCAAAGAAGACUUGAUACGUUUGAUCUUGAAAUACUUAGAUUACGUCGGUUUCAAACUCUUCGUCAACUGGCUCUUAUAUAUCUUAACAUGUCUCUGACAAAACAUACUACUCGAAAAAAGUAUACAUACAUUCGAAAGGCUUUUUGUUAUCUACAUCUUUCUCGAUUUUCGGAUAUAUGCAAAGGUAAUCUCACGCUUGCAACUGCCUAUUACUGUUUAGGAAGGUUCGACUCAGCUCUUAAAUACAUCAAAAAAUACGAUGAUAUACUAAAGGAAGACCUUGGUUAUAUACAUACACAUUUACGACAUGGUGUAGUUUACCAAACUCCGAUGUAUUGUUCAACCUUCUGCGGACGGGGAUUAAGCAGCCUGGAUAAAAUGUCGUUGGCGGUAUCAUACGAUUUUGAAGUCCAUCGACCAUUGCCUCUAAUUCCAAAUGAGAUAGCGCUCGAAAUAGUAAUGAUGAGAAAAACAGAAUCCAGUCUUUUUAUUCUACCCGGUCUAUACUCAGUGUUUCUGAAAAUUCUUUGUUACACUAACAAAAGCAAUUUAAAAAUGGUGGAGGAAUUGUCAAUGAAACUCAAAGAGUUUUUGCAUUGCUCAAAAAAAGAAGACAUAUAUAUGAACUACAUCAUGCUUGCAGUAGCUUUUGUUAAAUUAGGAAAUUACGAUAAAGCUUUGAAAUAUUAUUGCUUGGCCCAUGUCCACAAAAGAAGGUUUGUCAUGUGUAACCGGGGUUGUCCAGAAUGGCAGACUAGAACAUCAGUUUUAUUUUACAUUGCUCAGAUGCUUCAAAGUUUGAUGCCAAUAUGAAGCACUAUACAAAACAUAUGCUACGUCCAGUAAAAGGGCAAAAUAAAAGUUGCAGAUUUGCCAAUGGUUAAUUGUAAUUUUUUCAGACCGAUUAAAUGUUUAGUCGUAAUAAAUUAAGUUGUGAUAAAUCAUUCUUCUUUUUAGAACUGAACGAUAUGAAUAUUUAUGCAAGAUUUGUUCCAUUUCCAUAUAAAGUCGUAUAUUUUAUACAACCUAAACAGUUUUAAUAAAUUUAAAAACAAUGCAUAACAUUGCGAACAUUUAAAAAAAAUGAUGACUGUACGCUUCCAGUAAACGUUUGUUGUUUAAAAAAUAUUAAAUUUUAUU
Messenger RNA from Magallana angulata, 2588 nucleotides. RefSeq lists its product as uncharacterized. Lineage: Eukaryota; Metazoa; Mollusca; Bivalvia; Ostreida; Ostreidae. The transcript is spliced from 2 exons. Gene Ontology annotation, molecular function: protein binding. The coding region runs from base 87 to 2261 and encodes 724 amino acids. The record is from RefSeq and is a predicted model, not a curated record.